UCUUAAUUAUGCGAAAUGAUAUACAUUCGAUAUAGGUUUUGACUUUUUUUUUCUAGCGUGGACGUGAGCGGAUAAAAUUGUGAAAUGUAUUCCUGGCAUGAUCUGGAUUUACUUAAAUAAUUACAAUCUUUAUAUCUUUUUAUUUACGAAAAAAUUGUAAUUGUUAUGGCAUUUGUUGGUAAAAAUCAUCCAAGCAUACAGGAAGCGUUUCAGCGAUUUUUCGAGACGAAAAAUAUAGAAGAACAAUGCACCGAGCAAUCUUUGAUAUGUUUGCACAAUGCCUUUUUGGCAACGGAGAAUGGGGAGAUGAACUCCUCUCAACUGUACGAUGCUUUCCGAGACAUCCUCGAGAUAAGAAUGUCGCGGGACGAGUUCCAGGUUUUCUCCAAGAAAAUAGACACAAGACUUGACGACAGGAUAACGUGGGACGAAUUCAUUUCUUACCUGUUGAUAGAAUUCCGGGACAUAGACACUAGUCUGAGAUCGCAAAUGUUGGAAAUGCCAUUAACGGAUUUACCGAAAUUACUAAGAACGCGUCAUCGCACGCCUGUGUGCAGAAUUACAUUUUGCCCGGAAGUUUUGCCGGACAGAAGCACGAGUUUCCGCCGAGGAUGUUACCUGACUGUUAGCCGGGAGGGAGUGAUUAAUUAUUGGUCGCUGGAUCUCGAGUACGAGCGUACCGUGCAAUCUAAGAAUCCGUACUUAAAGGUGCAAUCUACCGCUAUAACUGAUAUGAUCGUGCUGCCGGACGUUCAGAUAGUGUGCACGAGUUCGACGGAAUGCGAUUUGAGAUUCUACGACGUUGCGGUGAAGAAGUUUGAUCUUCGCAUACUGAUAUCCAGCUUGGAAAAUGCAGUCGUUUGUAUGCACUAUUACUUCAGUACAAACGCGAACGAGAAUUCUUACGUCAUUCUGGGCGACACGAGUGGAUCCGUCACAAUCAUGGCCUUUAAUCCUGCGGACAGAGGACCUUUCAAGCAACAUACCGCAUGCGACACGAUCCUCCUUCGUUACGACAACGUCAUUAAAGUAACACAAGGAUUACCUGGAUAUAGAAUAGGAGAGCUGCAAGGAUUCGACGUCACAGUGUUUAGGAACAUACAUACAAACUGGACGAGCCAGGUGGCUUAUUACGAAAGUUUACGAACGUUUGUAUCGAGUAGUCAGUGCUCCGACUGUUCCCUGUGCGUUUUCGAUGCGAGCGGCGCGAGGACGCAAUAUAAAUUUCAAGUUCCCAUGGGAAUAUCCUGUUUCACGCUAUGCGACGAGAAUCGCGUACUAGUAACGGGCGGGCCAGACUGCGUGGUGCGCGUUUGGAAUCCGUUUGUCCCCGGGAAGGCGAACGCCGUUCUGUCGGGGCACCGCUCGACCAUCUGCGCGCUCGUCGUGAUAGACGCCGGCAAGCGCAUUUAUUCUGUGUCGAAGGACAGAUGCAUAAAGGUGUGGGAUGUUCCAGCUCUUAGCUGCAUUCAGACGUACAACAAGUUGUCGAGUGAGCUGAGCGAAUACGCCCCGGUGACCGUGGCGUUCAACACCCUGACUCGUACGAUGAUUAUCGCCAGCACGAUGAUAGCCGUCCUCGUUUGCGAGCGUGUGAUCAACAAGGAGACCUCGGACGGCUAUACGCACACCAAGGGCGUCAGUUGUGUUCUUUACAAUCAGCUGUUUCAAGUGAUUGUCUCCGCAGGAUUGGACUCGUGCAUCAUCGUGUGGGAUCCGUGGCGUGGACGUCGCUUGCGCUUGAUAUCGCACGCCCACAGUAUCAUGCGAUACGGGCAACACGUCGACGUCGAGAUCACGGCAGCUUGCUUCGAUAAUUCGGAGCAAUUCUUAGUGACCGGCGCCAGAGAUGGUUCGUUGAAAGUGUGGAACUACAAUACCGGCGUCUGUGUGCGCGACGUGAUGGUGGAUCACCAAUGCGAAAUAACGGGUGUCGCAUGGCACGAAAAUCGAAUCCUGUGCUGCGGUUGGAAUAAGCACGUGACAGAACUGGCGGCUUUCGAGUCUGACGUAUGCAGAAAGAGUUGGACGACCAGUCAUACCGACGACAUCCUGUGCUCGGCCGCGAAACUUCCACAGCUGCUAGCUACCGGAACGUACAACGGGGAGCUGAUUCUCUGGAGGCUCGAAACGGGCCAGCCUUUUAGAAAGUACCAAGUGAUUGAUGUUAGUAAAAGACAUCUGACGCCCUGUGCUCACCAAGAGUCAGCAUUGAACGUCGUUCGCGUGACCGCAGUACGCGCGAUAAUCUUCCUAGCCGCGCGAGAAGCCAAACCGAACGUCGGCACGCUGGUGGUCGCGCUCGAUUCCGGCUUGGUGCAAGUCUGGACGCAUCAUCCCGCGGCGGGAUUUUUAGCGGCUUUCUCAGCAGUCCACGCUACCGGCGACUGCGCCACGUCCCUGGCCACCGAUUCUGAAAAUCAAUUUCUCGUAACAGGUCUUGGAACUUGCCAAAGACUCGAUUCGAGCAUCGUUAAACUCUUCGCGACUAAAUACCACAAUUUCUUCAUUCGAUUGUCCGCAACUUUACCCCUGGGACUUUUCUCUCAAGGCCACAGUGUGGGGUAUAUGAAAGUCUGGCUCCUCUCCAAUUACAUGCUGCCGAAUCCGCCGAAGAUAUGCAUGCCGCUGUUGAGAUUGGAAUUUCCCUUCUUGUGGAAAGACAAGAUAGACGGGAGAGCGAAAAGAGCGGUGCGAGAUCAGCCGCUGCCGCUCCUGCUGUCGUCCGUGCGCGGUCACACGCGGGGGAUCACCACUCUCCAAGUCAUUUCUAGCGCGCGAAUGAUAGUCAGGUAUACAGGAUCGCUAACGGAUAAUAGUGGCAGCGCGGAUCGCACGGUACGCAUGUGGAGUUUCGGCGGUCGUUACAUAUCGACGCUGGGCACGUUUAGAGAUUGCGCCACAAUUUUGCCCACCGUGCCCGUGCAGAGGUACUUCGAGGAUUAUAAGCUACCGGCGGACAUUAGAGGGCACGCCAGUUUCACCACUCUGAAGGUACUUCACGGCGGCAUGAGACGAGGACCGGUGGAGAUCGAGGAAGAGGAGACCGAUAUCCCGAAAGAGAUCCUCGAGGAGGAGCGACACAUGUUGUACGGGAAGGAUCUGGACGGUGUUACGCUCGAGAAUUACUACAAAUCGCAGUUGCCUAAAAGAACGUAUCAGAAACGUCUGCGAUUAGAUAAUACCUUGCCAUACAUACCAAUUUAUGCGCAUUUACCAAUAUAUUCUUUGAAACCGGUGGAGGCGCAGAAAACACUCUUGCUCGGACAGAAAAUGGAACUGGCUAAAAAGGUAUAUUUAAGAAGAGCGACGAAACCACUGCGUUCCUCUGUGACGGAACGAGCGAAAGGCACUUUUACAAGAUCAAAUCUACCGCAACGUUAAUUCUCCGUGAACCGAGCCUCAUAAAGCUCUUGCAAAACGUUAGUAAAACAGUAUAUACUUUACAAAUUGUAUAAAUCGAAAUGAGAUAUUAAUUUAGUUUUUAUUCAAAUUAGUAAAACUCGUAUUCGUAUAACAAUUA
Vollenhovia emeryi is the source of this 3523-nucleotide messenger RNA. RefSeq names its product WD repeat-containing protein on Y chromosome-like (gene WDY). NCBI's taxonomy places the organism in Eukaryota, Metazoa, Arthropoda, Insecta, Hymenoptera, Formicidae. Gene Ontology annotation, molecular function: protein binding. The transcript has 17 exons. The coding region runs from base 166 to 3384 and encodes 1072 amino acids. The record is from RefSeq and is a predicted model, not a curated record.